Molecule: messenger RNA, 6010 nt
Organism: Pseudophryne corroboree (corroboree frog)
Lineage: Eukaryota; Metazoa; Chordata; Amphibia; Anura; Myobatrachidae
Gene: RASAL2
Product: RAS protein activator like 2
Exons: 18
Coding region: 399-4253 (1284 amino acids)
Biological process (GO): regulation of GTPase activity
Source: RefSeq, a predicted model, not a curated record
CCUGACCGAAAGUGGCCGCCAGGUGGCGUCUCCAGGACGCGAUCCCGAUUCCAAAUCGAUGAGAUAGGUGCUCCCGCAUCCCGAUUGUUCCACGCGCUCCCAGACUGCGACCCCGCCCCCUUCCGCGGAUAGGCGGACGCCCGGCGCUGACUGAGUCCCGGGGAUGCCGCUGUCGCUGAUGCAGCAGCCGCGGCUCAGGCUGGGAACCGCUGCCGGGAGAGACACUGUCGUCGCCGCCGGAGCACGGUUACCGUGACAACGAGGACUCCGUUACAGUGAGCGGCGUGUGAUCCCCAAGCAGCCCGGUGUGCCCCAUGCCAGCCCUGGCCGGGCAGUGACACCUCCCGCAGCAGAGACACCGGGGAGAGCUGCUGAGAUCGGGCCGGCCCGCUGCUGCCAUGCUGAUGAUGGAUCUAUCUCCCGGAGGAGACUCCUUACACAGCGGCUUUCACAGCUUCCCGGACCGGGACUCCCUCCCCGAUGACUUGGACUCUCCCUGCGGAGGAACAGCGGGAGCCGGCGGGAUUCUGGAGCGGAUCCUGAUGGAGUCGGUGUGCCAGCAGCAGGGCUGGGUGCGGGUGUACGAUGUGAAGGGACCCCCCACUCACAGGCUGUCAUGCGGCCAGUCGCCCUACACUGAGAGCACCACAUGGGAGAGGAAGUACUGUAUCCUGACCGAAAGCCAGCUGGUGCUUCUCAACCGAGAAGACGAGAUGUCUGGUGAAACCGUGCAGGACCCACCUCCGGAAUCCAGCAAGAGUCGGAGCCUCCGCAGGACAGUGAGUGUCCCCUCAGAGGGGCAGUUUCCAGAAUACCCGCCGGAGGGUGCCUCAAAGCUGGAGGUGCCAGCCGAGAGGUCACCACGAAGGAGAAGUAUUUCGGGGACCAGUACAUCUGACAAGGCCAAUUCCAUGGAUCCUGCAAACAGCUCCCCAUUUAAAGUCUCUGGCUUCUUCAGCAAACGUCUUAAAGGCUCUAUCAAGAGGACAAAGAGUCAGUCCAAACUGGACAGAAACACAAGCUUCCGCCUGCCGUCAUUGCGUCCUGCAGAGAGUGACAGAUCACGUGGGUUACCUAAACUAAAAGAGUCCCGUUCCCAUGAGUCCUUACUGAGUCCAGGCAGUGCUGUGGAGGCUUUGGAAUUGGGGACAGAAGACAAGAUCCUGGUGAAGCCAUUGCACAGCAGCAUUUUGGGGCAAGACUUCUGUUUUGAGGUUACUUACGCCAGUGGCAGUAAAUGCUUCAGCUGCUCCUCCGUAGCAGAGAGAGAUAAGUGGAUGGAAAACCUACGGCGAACAGUCCAGCCCAACAAGGACAAUUGCCGGCGUGCAGAAAAUGUGUUGCGGUUGUGGAUCAUUGAGGCCAAGGACCUAGCCCCCAAGAAGAAGUAUUUCUGCGAGCUUUGUCUAGACGACACCCUCUUCGCUCGCACCACAAGCAAGACAAAAGCAGACAAUAUAUUUUGGGGAGAGCACUUUGAGUUUUAUGGCUUGCCUUCUCUCCACAAUAUUACUGUGCAUAUCUAUAAGGAUGUAGAGAAGAAAAAGAAGAAGGAUAAAAACAAUUAUGUGGGGUUAGUGAACAUACCCAUGGCCAGUGUGACUGGCAGACAGUUUGUGGAGAAGUGGUACCCAGUGAGCACACCUACCGCCAACAAAGGCAAAACCGGGGGACCUUCCAUACGUAUCAAGUCCCGAUAUCAGACCAUCACUAUUCUACCCAUGGAGCAGUACAAGGAGUUUGCUGAAUUUAUCACUAUAAACUACACUAUGCUGUGUUCUGUGCUGGAGCCAGUGAUCAGUGUCCGGAACAAGGAGGAGAUGGCCUGUGCUCUCGUGCACAUUCUGCAGAGUACCGGCAGGGCCAAGGACUUCCUAACUGAUCUGGUUAUGUCCGAGGUAGACCGAUGUGGCGACCAUGAUGUCUUAAUAUUCAGGGAAAAUACACUUGCCACCAAAGCCAUUGAGGAAUAUCUGAAAUUGGUUGGGCAGAAAUACCUUCACGACGCUCUUGGGGAGUUUAUCAAGGCUCUGUAUGAGUCAGACGAGAACUGCGAGGUGGAUCCCAGUAAAUGUUCGUCAAGCGAGCUUACUGAGCACCAGAGUAAUUUAAAGAUGUGCUGUGAGCUGGCUUUCUGUAAGAUCAUCAAUUCCUACUGUGUUUUUCCCAGGGAGCUAAAAGAAGUGUUUGCAUCUUGGAAACAGCAAUGUAUUAACAGAGGGAAGCAGGAUAUCAGCGAGAGGCUGAUCAGCGCAUCCCUCUUCCUCCGAUUCCUCUGCCCGUCAAUCAUGUCCCCUAGUCUCUUUGGCCUAAUGCAGGAAUAUCCUGAUGAUCGCACCUCACGGACUCUGACGCUCAUUGCCAAGGUCAUCCAGAAUCUUGCCAACUUUGCUAAAUUUGGCAAUAAGGAAGAAUACAUGGCCUUUAUGAAUGACUUUCUGGAGCACGAGUGGGGUGGAAUGAAACGUUUCCUUCAGGAGAUCUCCAAUCCGGAUACCAUCUCCAACACGCCAGGCUUUGAAGGUUACAUUGACUUGGGCAGGGAGCUGUCUGUCCUGCACAGUCUCCUGUGGGAAGUGGUGUCUCAGCUAGAUAAGGGUGAAAAUUCCUUCCUACAGGCCACCGUGGAAAAACUGGGACCGCUACCUCGCAUCCUCGCUGACAUCACCAAAUCACUGACCAAUCCCACUCCCAUCCAGCAGCAGCUCAGACGAUUCAGUGAACACAGCUCCACCCCUAAUGUAAGUGGCAGCCUAUCAUCUGGACUUCAGAAGAUAUUUGAGGACCCUUCUGACGGUGAACUUCUCAAGCUGAAGUCUCCGAUCAUUGAAAACACAGACAACUACUUCAGGGGGAAAACAUUGCUGCUUGUACAGCAAGCAUCUAUCCAAAGCAUGUCUUACUCUGACAAAGAUGAACGAGAGAAUGUACUGCCCAACGGGCGCAGCGUGUCCUUGAUGGACCUGCAGGACUCUACUGUAAAUCAUAGCGAGCAUUCCUCUGUUGUCCAGGAGCCACCCUUGCGUUUAACGGGCAGCCAGUUGUCUGUUGCACAUGUAGCUACCAUCAAGCAAUUACGAGAAAACCAGAGCACACCACAAAGUGCUCCACAAGUUAGGAGACCCUUACACCCGGCCUUGAGUCAGCAGAGUAGCUUGCAGCCCCUCUCUUUCCAAAACCCUGUGUACCACCUCAACAACCCACCACCCACCUUGCCCAAGGCAUCUGUGGACUCUAGCCUUGAAAACUUAAGCACUGCCAGCUCUCGAAGCCAGAGUAACAGCGAGGAGUUUAUCCUCAGUGGACCCAGCAAUAGUAGUAUGGAAGACUUCACUAAAAGGAGUUCGCAAAGUGAAGACUUCAGCAGGAGGCACACCAUGCCGGAGAGGCCCAUUCCUAUAGCACUGCCACGACAGAAUAGCACGGGGCAAGCCCAGAUCCGUAAGACUGACCAAGCGGCUCUUGGUGCCCGAGCGAAGGCCCCACAGUCCUUGCCGCACAGCGCUUCUCUACGCAGCACGGGCAGCAUGUCAGGCAUCUCUGCCACUCUGCUAGCUGAGCCUGUGCAGAAUGGGAACCGCUCCAGACAGCAGUCAACAUCUUCCCGCGAGAGCCCUGUACCAAAGCUACGAGCUAUACACCGCCAGCAGACGCAACAGGUCCAGUCACCUGUGGACUCUGCGACAAUGUCUCCUGUAGAAAGGACGGCUGCCUGGGUGUUAAAUAAUGGUCAGUAUGAGGAUGAGGAGGAAGAAACUGUGGACCAGAACAAGGAUGAAGCAAAACCUGCUGAAAAGUAUGAGCAAGAGAUAGCCAAGCUGAAGGAGCGAUUGAAGGUGUCCAGCCGUCGCCUGGAGGAAUACGAGAGACGGCUUCUGGUGCAGGAACAGCAGAUGCAGAAGCUGUUAAUGGAAUACAAGUCUCGGCUGGAAGACAGCGAGGAACGUUUGCGGCGGCAGCAGGAAGAGAAGGACAGCCAAAUGAAAAGUGUCAUCAGCAGGCUAAUAGCAGUAGAAGAGGAACUGAAAAAGGAUCAUGCGGAGAUGCAGGCUGUCAUCGAUGCAAAGCAGAAAAUCAUUGAUGCACAGGAGAAAAGGAUCAUCUCGCUGGAUGCAGCCAACACGCGGCUGAUGAGCGCACUGACGCAAGUGAAGGAGCGCUAUAGCUCACAAGUGCGGAACGGCAUCUCUCCUACCAAUCCCACCAAGCUAUCCAUUACAGAGAACGGAGAGUUCAAGAACAGCAGUUGCUAAUCUCCAGACAUGUACUCUGUGCCAUCUCUCAGUCCCCAAUGCUGCUAAACCAAAUGACUAGCGAGAAUCUGUGGAAGAAUGAUACCCAACAGCGCCUUUGCGACUAUGGAUGGACUCCCGCCAUACCGCAUUGUAUAUAGAACGUGACUGCAUUGUGUUCUGUACAGAAAGUCACAUGUAACAUACCAAAUAGAAGUUGAUAAUAUCUAGAUUUUUUUUUGUAUAUGUAUAAAAAAAAAAGGAAAAAAUAUGUAUUUUUAUUUGUGUUUAUCUUUCCAGUGACAGGAGUGGCGAACAUCAGAUAAAAUGUUGUAGCUGAAGGAGCUGUAUAUAUCUGUAGAAAUCACACCAAUACACAAAGAAUAUUGGUUAGAAUGCAGAGUAGACCAAUCGGAAACUGAUGGCGUGUGUAUUACCCCUGCUCGGUCUGCACACCGCUUCCUCCAGCGUUGGGGGCAUCAGCAAAAGCAUUUCUUCUGGUUGCAGAAGCUUUCAGCUGGAGGUAACGGAACACUAAUGGCUGUAAACUGAGGUCAUAAAAGGAUGGUCGGGACAUUUCUCCUGCCCUUGGCACCGUUUCCCAUCAAAGUAAUAUUUUUAGGAAGCUUUUGUUUUUGUUUGUUUUUAAAACAAAUGUUUUGGAGUUUACAGAUCUGUAAAUAUGUAUAUUUUGGUUGUAAAAUGAAAUUCUACACAUAUAUGAUGACAUUAUCAGCGUACACCAUCAAAGAGGGUGCAGGAAGGAGCUCACUGUUGGAAUUGUCACAAUGUUAGUACUAGUGUGCCCAAUGAGCUAGAUGUUUACCCCAAAGGGUGUAAUUCAAUAACAUAGCAUUUGGCCGCAGGACAGACCUGCUACUGAUGUAUGUACUUUAUAGAGUAAGCACUGAAGAUCUCUCUAUCUUAUAUAUGAGAUAGGGGAACACUUUGAAAUAAUAUUUUUUUUCAGGAUUUUAAGCUUAAGCUCCUACUGCCAGGGACGCCCAAUGUAUGUGUCCUGUAAUACUUUGCUGAACUCUGGCAGUUCCAGCUUUAAGCUCAGCUAUCACAGGUCAGAGGCCGAAGGGCAAUACUGCAGAUUCUGUGAGGUAUAUUGUAAAAUCUGUGGACACCCUGGUUGUUACAGAAUGUUCAAUGUUUUGCACCUGUUACUGAGGGGGUGGGGUGGGGGGGUAUAUAUAUGGGGAUUCGGGACAAUUGAAGUAGCCCAGCAUGUUGUGAAUCUUGUAAUGAAUGUAAACGCGAGUUUGGCCAAACUAAUAAUGUUGUUUUUUUGUUUUUUUUUGCUUCAGCGAUGAAUGCGUCUGAGGCAGCCAUUUUGUGGGUUGAAUCUUUUGUGCCUCAUGCUUCAGUGAUGUCGUUAUUUCCUAGUAAAUUGAUAGCCUGUAUUCUCACAGAUGUUGGUUUCACCCACAAAAUGGUUGCAUCCACUGUGUGUUAAGGGGUGGGGACACUUUAAGGACUUGUAUUUAUAUGUAAGGCCCACAUACAAAAUAAUUACAUAGGUGGGCAGUGACUGUAGACCGGAUUACCUGACUAUCUCCCCAAAUGCUUUUGUUUAUGGGUCCAAAUGUUCUUAUGCUUCUUAGCCACUUUUAAUACAUACAAUGAGGUAUAUUCAAUUGAAGUCGGAUCCAUUCCGACAUGCAUUUGUCGGAAUGGAUCCGACAACCCCUAUUCAAAUCUCAUCUCAAUUUGACUUUUCAAGUCGAAUUGAGAUGAGUGACCCAGAGGAGGAGAGGGGGGGGGGGGGGGAG